AGCAAACAGCUGAUUUGGUUUGAUUUUUUCAGACAAAUUAUGGAUAAAUGUAUAUCAUACGCAGAGCAAUUAAGCACAUAUCGGUAUACAAGUUUUUAAUAACCAUGCCCAUUUUGGAAGUCUACAAGAACGGUCUCCGAGACUUCUUGGUGAAUGAGAAAAACACAGCUAUAUUGAUGCAGUUGGCCAAGAGUACGACCAAAAAUGUGUGUAAAAUCGAAGAUCCUGAGGAAGCUCUUGACUACCUCAUAUCGCAUGUGGAGGACAUACACGUUUUAUUGUCCAAACGUCUCGUCACGCGUGAACUUCUGUUUAUGUAUGUGAAGAGACGCUUACCGGGCAUAGCCACAAACUUUACCAAGGCGGAUUUGGUAACGAAAGUGAUCAAAUAUUGGGAGCAACCUGUAGAGCCCAUUAGCAAACCGAACAACGUAGAAGUAGAGGAGUAUCCCAUUCACACAAUGGCUCGCAAAUUCGGCCAGUGGUUUUUUGAACGCAUUAAUUCUGACCGACUUAGCCUCAUAGAUUUGUGGAACGAUGCGGCCUUGCACUUGACUAUCAGUGCAAGUGAUGGUAUCAAUGUGCAGGAGUGUGAGACGGCUCCAGAGGUACUUUCAGUACUUAUAGGCACAAAAAAGAAAUUUGGCUUCCUAUUUAAUCCAAACUUAACCCACGGUGGAAUACAAGGGCGCAUGGAUUCCUAUGGUCAAGUCUUGGUGCUCUCCUGUGGUACUCUUCACACAACCGAGUCCUGUGUUGGCGUUUUUGAAUGCGUCUUUGCACUGUUGCGUGAUCCCUAUUCGGAAAACAAUUGGAAGCCCAAGCGAUUCAAAUGCUUGCUAAAAAGCGAGCUUCAGCCCCGCAUCCUCCACAGUCUAAGAGAUUGCGAGACUCUGCAGACAGUACUGGCCCUGCCGAUGCCUAACGAAGACCUGGAUUAGCGGUGGACUAUUAUAAAACAAUUAAAUGCGAAAUGAACUAACCUUUCGAUAGCUCAGGUGCCCGUCCACCAUAGCAUGUCACGCAUUACUAUUUGUUGGACAUCUUUACUUACCCUUAGCUUAAAAAUGUGGAAUGUGUUCUUGUAUGAACUUACGAUUUAACUUUUCGAAUGGUCAGUAAAAGCCGAAGAUCGAAGAGGUCUCCGUAUAGACUUGUGAAGUCAACCCACCUGGAAUUUAAAGAGAAUGUAGGCGUUAGAAAUGAUUAAAUUUUGAGUGUUAAUCCAGAGAGAAUUUUGUUUACAAUAGAGUAGUCGCAGUCAUAGGUUUUUAGUGUGGAUUGUUUCUUCGAAGCUCCCCCAUACCCAGCAGUGAUAGUUUUGAAUAAGUACAGUACCUGUGGUACGGGUACGUUUUAGCUAACAACUAUGUCGGUGUUUUUAGUACACAAGAGACUAGGGAGAACGUUUUAAUAUUUAAUCUAUGUCAAAAUAAAGUUUCUUUCUACAAAAUAAACUUAAGCUGUAGUUGUAGUUUAUAGUGUACGAAGAAGUAUGCAAACUAAGCCAAACAAAAAGACUAAAUCAUCAUAUGUAAUAAAAAAAAACUAAACAUGUA
Drosophila obscura is the source of this 1559-nucleotide messenger RNA. RefSeq lists its product as uncharacterized. The record is from RefSeq and is a predicted model, not a curated record. The transcript has 2 exons. Bases 48 to 941 code for a protein of 297 amino acids. NCBI's taxonomy places the organism in Eukaryota, Metazoa, Arthropoda, Insecta, Diptera, Drosophilidae.